Meloidogyne enterolobii is the source of this 300-nucleotide messenger RNA. The record is from the annotation of a GenBank genome assembly. NCBI's taxonomy places the organism in Eukaryota, Metazoa, Nematoda, Chromadorea, Rhabditida, Meloidogynidae.
AUGGAAAAAAUUUUAAAAAUAAUUUACCGGAUAAUGAAUGGUUUAUUUCAUUAUUUUUACGUUCACUUCAAAAUGAAAGAAAACUUAAAUGGUGGAAAUUUCCAAAGAAAACUGAGCAGGAGGAGUUUACUAUCGUUUGAGAAUUUAUUUAUUUUAAAAAUUAAAAAAUUCAUUUCUAAAAUAUUUAGAUUGAUUAGAUUUUACAAAGGAAAAUUAUCGUUUUUGUUAAAAUUUUACUUUUCUAAAAUAAAUCGGAAAGUAACUGGUAACCUCAAGAAUAAACAUAAAAAAGAGCACUGA